Molecule: messenger RNA, 1605 nt
Organism: Lachnellula hyalina
Lineage: Eukaryota; Fungi; Ascomycota; Leotiomycetes; Helotiales; Lachnaceae
Product: Quinate permease
Exons: 3
Coding region: 1-1605 (534 amino acids)
Biological process (GO): carbohydrate transport; transmembrane transport
Cellular component (GO): membrane
Molecular function (GO): carbohydrate:proton symporter activity
Source: RefSeq, a predicted model, not a curated record
AUGGCAAAAGUAUCAUUUUUCAAAAACUAUAGGGUGUACCUGCUCACUACGGUGGCAUACAUGGGCUCGCUCCUCUUCGAUCGCGACUUAGGAUAUGACACGGGAGUGAUGGGUUCAGUUCUCGCGCUCUCCUCCUUCAAGGAAGACUUUGGACUUCCCACGAAGAAAGGGGGGUUCGCAGAUGCCAAGAAUGCGAAGGUUGUCUCAAACACCGUAUCACUGCUUACAGCAGGUUGUUUUUUCGGCGCCAUCGCUGCUGCAUUUCUUAAUGACCGUUUUGGACGCCGCUACUCGCUUAUGGGAUUCUCCUUGGUGUUCUUGGUCGGUGCCGCAAUUCAGACAGCUGCUACGCAUCACAUUGGCCAGAUCUAUGGCGGUCGGGUCAUUGCUGGUCUGGGUAUCGGUGGCAUGAGCAGUAUCACUCCUGUCUUCGUCGCCGAGAACUGCCCGCCCGCUGUGAGAGGAAGGAUUACUGGAUUGUUUCAGGAGUUUUUGGUGAUUGGCAGCACGUUUGCGUACUGGCUCAACUAUGGCGUUGCUCUGCACAUCAAGCCAUCGACAAAACAAUGGCGUAUCCCCGUUGCUAUUCAGUUGAUCCCAGGAGGAUUCCUCUUCAUCGGCCUAUUUUUCCUGAAGGAGAGCCCGAGAUGGCUGAUGAAGCAGGGCCGCUAUGAAGAGGCCACGAGCUCGUUGGCUUAUAUGCGGAGGGAAGACCCCAAUGACCCAGAUAUCGUGAAGGAGAUUGCUGAGAUCAGGGCGUCGAUUGAUGAGGAGCUUUCGAUGACCGAAGGCGUGACAUGGAGGGAGUGCAUCACGCCUGGUAACAGAUACCGCUUCUUGUCUGGAUUUGUGAUCAUGCUCUGUCAACAGUUUUCUGGCACAAAUUCUAUCGGUUACUAUGCACCUCAAAUCUUCCAGACCGUUGGUAUAUCCAAAACCAACACUUCUUUAUUCGCCACCGGCAUUUAUGGCACAGUCAAGGUCUUCACUACUGCCAUAUUCCUUCUUAUUGGCAUCGACAAACUUGGACGCCGCAAGUCCUUGAUUAUGGGAGCCGCGUGGAUGAUGACGAUGAUGUUUAUUCUUGGCGCUAUCUUGCACACCCAUCCACCUACGAAUGUCGAUGCUGUGUCGCCGGCCUCCAUCGCCAUGGUAGUUAUGAUCUACUUCUACGUGAUUGGCUACUCUGCAUCCUGGGGCCCUAUUCCAUGGGUGUACCUCUCCGAGAUUUUCCCCACGCGCCUUCGAUCAUACGGUGUAGGUAUGGGCGCUGCGACUCAAUGGCUGUUCAAUUUCGUCAUCACGGAAGUCACGCCCAACGCUAUUAACCACAUCGGAUGGCGAACAUUCUUGAUGUUUGGUAUCUUUUGUGCGGCUAUGGGAGUCUGGGUAUUCUUUUUCGUGAAGGAGACGAAGGGUCGUUCUCUUGAGGAAAUGGAUAUCCUGUUUGGGACUGUGAAUGCGGAGCAGAGAGCGGAGGAUGUGGAGAAGGUGUUGCAUAAGAAAUAUAUGAAUGAGGAAGCGGAGGUGGCUGCUGGUGGGGAUCACAAGGGAGCUUCAGUGGGCCUCGAAGAUGUAUCUACAGUCCCUGCUCCUGCGAAGUAA